UAACUUCUAUGAUUUUGUUCUCCACAAAUUUGCUCUCAAAUCUAUCAUUUCCGCUUGAAGAAAAUCGAUUUCGCCAUCAAAUUAAUCGUCCUCUUACCGUCUUCCCAACCAUUCUCCGUCAGAUUGUUGUAUCAAUCUGCUUCCCAACCAAAAUCAUUUAAAAUCCUUUUAUCCACUUCAUAUCCCUUUAGUUCCUGUUCAUCUCCGUGUGAUUUUUCCGGUGUCGGCGAUGUCGAGCUCUACCCUCGAGUCUUUUAAAGUUGAAACCAGUGAUGGGGUGAAGCUCCAGACGCGGGUUUUCAAGCCAAAAGAUGAGGAGGUAAGGCAAAAUCUGGUGGUUGUUUUGGUCCAUCCUUACUCCAUUAUGGGUGGUUGUCAAGGGCUUUUGAGAGGAAUUGCCUGUGGGUUAGCGGAGAGCGGUUAUAGGGCUGUGACUUUUGAUAUGAGGGGUGCUGGGAAAUCGUCUGGAAGGGCUUCUCUCACUGGAUUUGCAGAAAUUAAGGAUGUUGUUGCUGUUUGCAAAUGGGUUUGUGAGAAUUUGUCUGUUCAUCGAAUUUUGUUGGUGGGUUCAUCUGCAGGGGCCCCUAUUGCAGGCUCAUCUGUGGAUUUGAUAGAACAAGUGGUAGGCUAUGUUAGCCUUGGCUACCCCUUUGGCCUAGCUGCCUCAAUUCUUUUUGGAAGACACCACAAUGCUAUUCUACGGUCUCCAAAACCGAAACUUUUCGUGAUGGGCACACGGGACGGUUUUACGAGCGUGAAGCAAUUGCAGAAUAAGUUAAAAUCUGCAGCAGGACGUGUUGAAUCACAUCUAGUACGAGGCGUGAGCCAUUUUGAAAUGGAAGGCCUUGCAUAUGACUCUCAAAUGGUGGAUCUUAUCCUUCAUUUUCUUGCUUCUUUGUAGGAUAAUUCCAUCAACUUUAUUCAGAAUAUUUGUGUAUUAACUCCUUGUGCGUUGUGAAGGAAAUUCUUAGAGUUUGGCUCAACAAAUUCUGUCAUAGUGUUGAAUAUGUAUUGAUACAACAGCAUAUAUGAGAGGCAGGGAGCUACUAAUCUACAAGA
Messenger RNA from Cucurbita maxima (winter squash), 1059 nucleotides. RefSeq lists its product as uncharacterized. Lineage: Eukaryota; Viridiplantae; Streptophyta; Magnoliopsida; Cucurbitales; Cucurbitaceae. The transcript has 2 exons. The record is from RefSeq and is a predicted model, not a curated record. Bases 230 to 901 code for a protein of 223 amino acids. Gene Ontology annotation, molecular function: hydrolase activity.